GGUUUGUUGGAGCCACUUGCUCCCUCUAAUUAGCAGCGUGCGCCGGUAAAGAAACUCAGUGGAGCGACCUCACCGAGGCGCAAAAACACCCGGAGGCCACUUCACCUGUGCGAUGACUUUGAGUGUGUGAAGUUGGAGUUGGAGGAGGUCCGGAUGCUCGCUGCGCUGCUGUGUGCUACGCUGCUUAGCUGACAGUCGGUUACAGCUGGAAGAGCAGUUUAAGGGGGAAAAAAGCACUUUGACGCUUGUCUUGUGAACUCCUGCGCGUCCCGCUUCUCGCUUCAGCGGGUGGGCUCGGACGCACCGACUUGUUGCCCCAGCUGAGCUCCGAGGGGGCCACCGCUGUUGUGUUGCGUUUCCGACCUACAAGUCAGUGACAGGACUUAAAAGGCUGCUGCAAAGAUGAUGUCCUACAUAAAGCAACCCCAUUACACCAUGAACGGGUUAAACGUGCCUGCCCCUGGGAUGGAUGUGCUCCACACAACCGUCGCUUAUCCGCCCACUCCCCGGAAGCAGCGCAGAGAGCGCACCACCUUCACCCGGACACAGCUGGACAUCCUGGAGGCGCUCUUCUCAAAGACCCGCUACCCAGACAUCUUCAUGAGAGAGGAGGUGGCCCUCAAGAUCAACCUGCCUGAGUCACGUGUCCAGGUUUGGUUUAAAAACCGCCGUGCCAAAUGCCGCCAGCAGCAGCAGCAGAGCAGUGGCCAGUCCAAGCCCCGCCCUCCCAAAAAGAAGGCCUCGCCAGUGCAGGAGCCCAGCGCUCCCGAUCCUAUUCCCAACCCAUCUGGCUCAUACAGCCCCUCCUCAGCCCAGUCGGGCCCCAGCCUGGCCCCGAGCUCCAGCACUGGAAACACUGCUGUGUCCAUCUGGAGCCCGGCCAUCUCGCCCCUGCCUGACCCCCUGGCCUCCUCCUCAGCACCCUGUAUGCAGCGGCCCUCACCUUACCCUAUGAGCUAUGGCCAGCCGUCAGCCUACACCCAGGGCUAUGCCAGCACAACCUCCUACUUUACUGGCUUGGACUGCAGCGCCUAUCUGUCCCCCAUGCACUCACAGCUGUCGGGCACUGGGGGCGCUCUCAGCCCCAUUGCUGUGCCCUCUAUGGGGGGCUCCCUAAGCCAGUCCCCAGCAUCUCUGUCUUCACAGGGGUACAGCACUGCCUCCUCCCUGGGCUUCACCUCUGUCGACUGCCUGGACUACAAGGACCAGCAGGCCUGGAAGCUGGGCUUCACCACAAUGGACUGCCUGGAUCACAAGGACCAAAACUCCUGGAAGUUCCAGGUCCUCUAGAAAGGGUGUCACCAUGCCACGUGUGUCAAUGAAUCCCAUGUAAGAUAGGGCAGAGCGAUUCUGCCAGAGGACUGAAAAUUGAUUUCUCAAUUUCUUGUUUGUAAGAUCUUCUUGAUUUUAGAAAUGCAUUUGAUUUAACGGGUUUGGAGAUGAACGACUGUCAUUGAUGCUGCCUGACUGCAAAUCGUGUUUUCUUCUUCAUGCCAUCGUAAAUAAGAGAACAAACGCCUUUAAAAAGUUUGAAGGAAAAGACUGGAGUUCUACCUAUGACACAAUACAAGCUGUCUCUCACACACACAUACACACACUUCAUGUUCAGUUUGCAUAGACCUGGAAGAGCUCCUGGAAGUCCUGUAGGUCCUCCUUCAGGGUUACUUUAAGCUAUUUAUUAUUAUUACUAUUAUUAUUUGAAGUUACAUUUGAAUAUCUAAUUUGAUUGCAUGUAGAUUUUUUAGUGUUUGUGUUAAGUAUUACAGUGUUCACCUUUAGUGUCGUCAUCCUGAUCUGUUUGAUGGGGAAAUAGAUUUUGUUUUGAUUGUGACAUUAAAGUGAUCUAUUCUUUACA
Molecule: messenger RNA, 1855 nt
Organism: Archocentrus centrarchus (flier cichlid)
Lineage: Eukaryota; Metazoa; Chordata; Actinopteri; Cichliformes; Cichlidae
Gene: crx
Product: cone-rod homeobox
Exons: 3
Coding region: 403-1290 (295 amino acids)
Biological process (GO): regulation of transcription by RNA polymerase II; multicellular organism development
Cellular component (GO): nucleus
Molecular function (GO): RNA polymerase II cis-regulatory region sequence-specific DNA binding; DNA-binding transcription factor activity, RNA polymerase II-specific
Source: RefSeq, a predicted model, not a curated record